Molecule: messenger RNA, 1216 nt
Organism: Ixodes scapularis (black-legged tick)
Lineage: Eukaryota; Metazoa; Arthropoda; Arachnida; Ixodida; Ixodidae
Product: elongation of very long chain fatty acids protein AAEL008004-like
Exons: 1
Coding region: 133-975 (280 amino acids)
Biological process (GO): very long-chain fatty acid biosynthetic process; sphingolipid biosynthetic process; fatty acid elongation, saturated fatty acid
Cellular component (GO): endoplasmic reticulum membrane
Molecular function (GO): fatty acid elongase activity
Source: RefSeq, a predicted model, not a curated record
UCGCAUCGCGCGCCUCUGAGUAUCUUCCUCCAAGGUCGCGAGAGAGAUUGAAAAUAACUUAAGAGGGCGGGCGACUACCUAACGCUCAUUUUUUGGCCUGAGAGAAACUGCAUCACUAACUGCCACACCGGGAUGGCGUCGACGACGGCAUCUAGAUUGGUCUCCGAAGUGAGUGAGAAAUACGCCUACUUGAACUCUUUACGGGACCCAAGGACCUUCGGCUGGAGCCUCACAGGUGACCUGAGGUUCAUGCUGCCAAUAUGUCUCGGCUACCUCUAUGUUGUUAAGAUAGCCGGUCCAAGAUGGAUGAUGAACCGCAAGCCCUACAACCUCAAGUGGGCCAUAAUGGCUUACAACUUGUUCCAGGUGAUUGCGAACGCUUUCUUCUUCGUGCAGUACAUGCGUCUCUCGUACGUCAGUGGUAACUACAGUGUGUUCUGCCAAGGCAUUGACUACUCACUUAAGGUGCACGAGAUGGAAAUUCUGCGAAUAUCCUGGUGGUACCUUUUUGUGCGGAUUGUGGACUUCAUGGACACAUUUUUCUUCGUCGCGACGAAAAAGUUUUCUCAUAUUACCUAUUUGCAUGUCGUUCACCAUUUUCUCGUUGUGCUCAACGGUUGGGUGUACCUAGCCUUCGGUGGUGGCGGUCAGCUGAUCAUGGUCCUGUGCUUGAAUACUAUCGUCCACGUCGUGAUGUACGGCUACUACUUCCUCUCCGCACUUGGACCUAGAGUUCAAAAACACCUGUGGUGGAAGAGGUACCUCACAAGGCUGCAGAUCUUCCAGAUCACCUUCCUCACCCUCCAUGCGUGCAUUCCUCUCGUGUACGAUUGUGGAUACCCCAAAGCACUCAUACUGAUCGCCCUUCCGCAAUCCUUCGUGGUUCUUGGGCUCUUUAUCAACUUCUACAUUCAAUCGUAUACCAAAAAGGGGAAACCUGAACUGUGCAUUUCUCAAGUUCUCAAAGAGGAAUAAAAUACCAAGUAACGCAGAAUAGUGUAAAACCCUUAAUGUUUGCGAGCUCGUGAUUUUCGCAAAUUUCACGAAUUGAAAAAUUUGCGAACUUAAAGGCAUGCGAAAAUUUCGGUCCUUAAGAGUUUCAAUGCGGGCGUCUGAAAUUUGCGAAAUUUAGUAGCCGCGAUUGUGUCCUUUGUGACCAAUUCGUGAAAAAAUAGAGGCCGAAAAAAUAAAGGGUCUUACAGGAUUGUUUGUUUCU